This is a messenger RNA of Batrachochytrium dendrobatidis JAM81, 1566 nucleotides long. RefSeq lists its product as uncharacterized. Gene Ontology annotation, biological process: RNA surveillance; nuclear-transcribed mRNA catabolic process, non-stop decay; nonfunctional rRNA decay. The transcript is spliced from 5 exons. Gene Ontology annotation, cellular component: cytoplasm. The record is from RefSeq and is a predicted model, not a curated record. The coding region runs from base 225 to 1460 and encodes 411 amino acids. NCBI's taxonomy places the organism in Eukaryota, Fungi, Chytridiomycota, Chytridiomycetes, Rhizophydiales.
CAGCAUUAACGAACGCUGAGUUUAUUCAAGAGUCGAGAAUAUCAAAAUCAGUUUCCAGCAAGCACAACAUAUUUCAAGCAAUGACUGCAGAAUCACAAGUGUUUCGUUUUACGUGAACACGGCGAAUUUGGUUCAUUGACCUCGAGUUCAUUGAGCUGCCUAUGGUUUUGUUGCCGGAUACCUGAAUACUUAUUCCAUACUGCGCUAGUCUACACCUUGUAACAAUGAAGCUUUUAUCAAAACAUAUUGAAAGAGACUCUUCUGGAACUGUCACUUUGGUUCCAGAAGAAGGCGAGGACAUGUGGCAUACAUACAACCUGCUUUGUGCUGGGGAUCAACUCAAGGCAUCCACUGUUCGUCGAAUUGUAUCAGAGAGCUCUACAGGCAGCACUGACAAAUCUUCGGUUCGGAUUCAAUUGACUGUGUCUGUUGAAGAUGUGUAUUUUGAUACUCAAGCAGCCGUACUCCGAGUCAAUGGCAGAAAUAUUGUUGAAAACAAACAUGUCAAGCUGGGUGCUUAUCACACUAUUGAUUUGGAGCUCAAUCGACCCUACACACUUGGAAAACAAGAGUGGGAUAUUAUUUCUCUGGAGCGUAUAGAGAAUGCAUGCGAUGUAUCCAAACGCGCUGAUAUUGCAGCAGUUGUUCUUCAAGAAGGAUUUGCAAAUGUAUGCCUGGUGACUGAAAACAUGACAGUUGUUCGACAGCGAAUAGAAACUAAUAUUCCUCGAAAGCGACGAGGCACUACGACCGAUCACGAUAAGGGGCUCAAUCGCUUUUAUGAUCAGAUCAUGCAAGCUGUUAUUCGUCAUGUUGAUUUUACUAUUGUCAAGGCAUUGCUGAUUGCUAGUCCUGGGUUUGUCAAGGAUAAUUUUUACAAGUAUUUGAUGGAGAAUGCCAUCAAAAUGAACAGCAAAGUGCUUUUGGAAAACAAGAGUAAAAUUGUGCUGGUUCAUUGCUCAUCGGGUCAUAAGCAUGCACUAGCUGAAAUCCUGCAGGAACCUGCAAUCCAAACUCGACUAAGUGAUACAAAAUACGCAUGCGAGUUGCGUACUCUUGAAAACUUUUACAAAAUGUUAUUUAAUGAGCCCGCCAAAGCAUUCUAUGGAGUACGCCAUGUUUUGAAAGCAGCAGAGCGUAAUGCGAUUGCUUCAUUGAUGAUUACUGAUGGAUUGUUUCGAUCUGCUAAUGUAACGGAACGAAAGAAAUAUAUCAACCUGGUUGAAACGGUGCGUGCAGCAGGUGGAAAUGUGUUGAUUUUUUCAUCACUUCAUACGUCUGGAGAGCAGCUUACACAGUUGACUGGUGUUGCAGCCAUAUUGCAUUUUCCAUUACCUGAUAUUGAAGAGGAAGUCGAAAUAGAGGAAGAAGCUGAACGGCGUGCAGCACAAGGUGUUCUUGGACCACGACCAGAGGAUGAUGAUGUUGAAGAAGAUCUGACAAUUUCGCUUGGUUCUUGAAUUGUGUUUUUUAACAAUUGAAGUAUUGAUUGCAUUUACAUUUAUCCACGUAAAAUGGAUCACUAAAUAGGUGCCAGAAUACAUAAUAAACGGCCAAUCUCAUGUC